ACGCCAGUUGAGGCCGAGUCGCCGAUAAGUGUGCAUGUCGAUCGUCGCUCGCUCGCCGAGGUUCGCGCACGCGCUCUCGCGAUCUUAACAACGCAACUAGCCCGACAAAACUGAAAACUCAUUCGUUCAACGCAAAUAAACUGACAGUGACAUUUUGUGGGAAUAUGUGACAGGAUUUGUUGUGAUGUAGAUUUUGCUUUUGUUUGGUGAUUAUCAAAAUUCUGUGUGCCGCUACAAAUGAACCCGUGAAUACUGACCCGCAGAAGUGAUAAAAGGUGUUGUGUUCAUUUGAACAUGGGACCGACUGGUGCAGGGUAGCGCGAUGAUGCGCAAGGACAGUGCCGGCGCCCCCGGCGGGACCGAGGUCUCGCUGGACGCAGCCGAGUGCCUCACUCUCCAGCAGAUACUUCAAGCCUUCAACUCCAAUAUAAGCGAGGAGCACGCCUGGGCUCUCUUCUACCAAGCCUCGCGUUGCUAUCAGAAAUGUCUCGAAGAAGGAAACGCAUACUACUUGCCGACCGAGCUGGAACAUGUUUUGAUACAUAAAGAUGGGACGGUUCAUCCUAGCACGUUGCUGCAGACGAGGGGUGACAGCACGAGAGAGAAGGUCAAGUCCGAAAAUGAGUUGGUGGUGAACCUAGCGAUGGUGGUGUACCACGCGCUUGACUACACGCACGGUGAGGACGAGGAGCGGCUCAUCUCGCCCGACCUGGAGGGACUCAUCACUGAGAUGACGUCGGGGAACAUCGCUGAGGACGAUGAGGAGUGUGGAGUACUGUCGGAGGAGUCGGAGACGUCGGAGGGUGGUCGAGCUGAUACUGAUGAUGAGGGCAUAGAAAGAGACUCAGAGCCAGCGCCGCGGAGGAAGAGGCCCGUUCGACUGUUUAUGCUUAAGGAUGUUAUUGAGCGGUGUGUGUGGCACUGCGGCGGCGGCGGCGGGCGGCUGGCGCGCGAGGCUGCCGCCGGCCACUACCGCGCCGUGUGCCGCGCGCUGGUCGCGGAGGCACUGGAGCUGGCGUCCUUCCUCGCGCGGGUGCGAGUUGGAGGAGCAAGAGAUCUCGGCGCCGCUGAGGACUCCGCGACGCAUCUCGACACGCUGCAGUUUAGUGACUGGACUAACAGACGGAUUUGGAGAGCCUUACAAGCGCGGUUUUGGAUGCAAGUCAUCGGUGAACUACGGAUGGGAGUGAAGUUAAAGAAAGUGAACUAUUCAAGGACACCUAUCGAAUAUGAGCUGACACCCUAUGAAAUACUGAUGGACGAUAUAAGAUCAAGAAGAUAUACGUUGCGUAAGGUAGAUGGAGCGAUGAUACCUCAAAGUGUCAAGAAGGACGCGCAUGCGAUGAUUCUCGAAUUUAUUAGAAGUAGACCGCCACUGAAAAAGGCAUCAGAGCGUAAGCUGCCGCCACCUCGUCGCGACUGCACGCCGCGCGAGAGGCUGCUGAAGUCCAUAGAGGCUGGCCGGCCGCUGCGGAGGACGCAGUUCACGAGGACGCUCACGACAAGCGGCGGCAGCGUGGCGAGCGAAACGCGGCGUGGCGAGGUGACGCCGCACGCGCCGCCGCAGAGGCGACUCAUCAAGGUGGACUUCGACAACCUAGAGGACGACGACGACGAGGACGACACCGAAACCUGUAUCAGCCCAGAACCGUGUGCACCGCAACCUUUCCCAAGGCACUCGGUGUCACAGCAACCAGCCCCGAAACCUUGGAAGAGAACCGCAGCGGAAGCCCCGCGCGCGCCGCCCCGGACUCGUAUCACGCACCACGAGUACCACCAGUUCUGCGACGAGACCCUCGAAUCGUACGACUUGGCGACGCAGUGUCCGUCGCGACGGGCGUCGAUGCGGCGACACACCGUCACGCACGCCGUCUGCCCCACCAUUGAUGGAGCUCAGUCUUUACCACACUCGAGGCCGGGUUCGCGAGCAUCGUGCGCGGGCGCAACGUCGAUCGCGAGCAGCGACGCGGACGGCGCGCUCGGCGAGCUCUCGUGGUCGCGAUCCUCGCUGCAGGACGAGCUCAUCAAGUCGGUUAGUGGCAGCCCUAGUCAUGCGCACAAACAAUGGCAAGACGCCAUCAUGUCUGAUGAUCGGCUCUCUCUGACGUUAGAAGAAAUUGUGCACAUACGAUCUGUACUGACUAAAGCUGAGCUUGAAGUUCUUCCUGUCGAAGGCAGAGUCAAAGAGGACGUUGAAAAGAGACGGGUAUGCUUCCUAUGUCUGAAGACGAGGUUCGGUAUAUUCGGCCCUUGGGGACAGAAGUGCAAGUUGUGUAAAAAGACUGUCUGUCAAAAAUGUUGCUCCAAGAUGCGUAUCCCGACGGAGCACUUCGCUCACGUGCCCGUGGUGCUGCUGAGCCCGUCGCUGCUGCCGUCGCCGGAUGACGAGCAGAACUCCACCUUCCCUCGCAGCCUCAUGUCGCGACUACUGUCACCCGAACAUAGUGGCGCGGUAGAAAACACAGUCGGCAGCGCGCCGAACAGCCCUGUGCCAGCGCGGCGCGCGCCCGUCGCGUCCGCCCCGACGUCGCGCGGCCCGUCCGCACUAGGGUUCGUGGACCGCUCGCAGGACGGACCCGGCAGUAUGCCCUGCGUCACCACGCCUAUGUCUACCUUGGAACGCAGAGCUCGUCUAGGCCGCAGCGUGACGGGCGUGGCGGGCGCGUGCGCGGCGGAGCGGCUGCGCGGCGUGCAGAUGGCGGUGUGCCACGACUGCAAGGCCAUGGUGCUGCAGAUCAUCAAGUCCUCGCGCGCCUCCCGCUCCGCCAUCCGCGACCGCGCGCUCCGACACCUCACCCUAGACCUCGCGCCCGUCUACACUGCCGACUGCUGAAUUGUCAUUCCCAAUUCGAUUCGGAUUUGACAGAUACCCAUCAGCCAAUAAAAGGUCGCCGCGCCUGGUAUAUGGCCAAUAACGUUUCCGAAUCCGAGUCGAACGGGAAUUCUGAAUCAUCCCGAUAAUGUGACGUCACGCACGCUGAAACCACCGAAUAACAGAUGGCGCUUACGUCGCUCUACUCCGCUGUCCCGGUGAUGGCACCCCACGAUUGCUCCUCGAACAUUUCAUCUCGUAGAAAUAUUUUAGAUUCAAUAAUUUGUAUGAGCUUCCGGUGUUGUAGCCGCGGUUAGGUUCACUCCGAAUUUGGUAGGCGAACGUAAGUACUUUUGACAAUACUCUAUGACCAUUGGCAGAGAGAUCGCUUUAUUUUCCGCUCGUCGCACAAACGAUCCUCCCGAUGUUGAUAUUAUAGAAAAUAUUUACAGAACAACCGUUAAUUCGAAUAUAUUCACGCAGAGUAUUAGGUAAUUUUAUAAUAUAAACUAACCCACGAAACUAAUGAAAGUAUUAUAUUAUAUAUCACGCAUGUGCGUUAUAGAUUUAUUAUAUUUUUUCCAAAUAUAGAAUUUAUAUGUCUACAAUUUGAAUGUAAUUCGAUAAUCUGUGUUCAAAAAAAUAUUACUAUGAAGUAUGAAUGUUAUCGCGUUAAAAGUAUCAAUGUUAACUAGACUCGAGACUUUAUUCUUAUAGAUACAUAAUAAAUAUAUCUCCUCAGUGUAAUAAUACCAUUUGCAUGACUCUUUUCGUUGUAUGUCAGUCGUUUACCGAUGUAUAGUGCGCUCGCUUUAACUUGAUACUUAUACCCUGUGCCAUAUCGCAACUCAUUCGUUCAUUAACUCAGGUGCACUUUUCAUUCGUCGGUCUAUCUGUGGAGUUCGGUUUAAGUUAAGUAUUUAUUUGCUAGGUAGAAUUCUCAAAUGCAUUUCGUAUCGAUACGAGCACAUCAUGUUGAUCAGUUAUUUCAUUGUAUCGAUAAAAAUUGUAUUCUUGAGCACAUGUCGGGACCUACGAACGAGUGA
Molecule: messenger RNA, 3858 nt
Organism: Aricia agestis (brown argus)
Lineage: Eukaryota; Metazoa; Arthropoda; Insecta; Lepidoptera; Lycaenidae
Gene: spir
Product: protein spire
Exons: 19
Coding region: 323-2833 (836 amino acids)
Biological process (GO): intracellular transport; Golgi vesicle transport; establishment of meiotic spindle localization
Cellular component (GO): cytoplasmic vesicle membrane; cell cortex
Molecular function (GO): actin binding
Source: RefSeq, a predicted model, not a curated record